Messenger RNA from Dermatophagoides farinae (American house dust mite), 1470 nucleotides. Lineage: Eukaryota; Metazoa; Arthropoda; Arachnida; Sarcoptiformes; Pyroglyphidae. The record is from RefSeq and is a predicted model, not a curated record.
UGUUAUGAUAGUAAUAAUUGUCUUUAAUGAAGAUUAUGAGCAUCCUAUAUAUAGUCAAUUCAUUGUUGAUAUUUUUGUUGUUGUUGCAAGUAUAUUAAUAUAUCAGUAAUCAAAAAAUUGUUGAUGUAACUCGACGACGAAUUUUUAUUUUCAUCAAAUGUGUUUUCACUGAUCACUAUCUAAUCGAUUAUCAAAGAAACAAUUAACCAAAGAAUUUAUUGACACAAAGAAGAAACUAAUUGGUGAUAAAUAAUAACUACGAAAUUUAUCAUUAUUAAAAAUGAAGCCUGAUUUUGUACGAAUCGAUCUUGGUAACAGUAUUUGGGAGGUGCCAAAUCGUUAUGAAAAUCUACAUAUUCUCGGUUCAGGUGCUUAUGGUUUAGUAUGCUCCGCAUAUGACAAAAUCGGAAACCAAAAUGUGGCAAUCAAAAAAAUUUCCAAUCCAUUUCAGACAGCCAUACAUGCUAAACGAACUUAUCGUGAAUUAAAACUUUUGAAACACAUGGAUCAUGAAAAUGUCAUUGGCUUAUUGGAUGUUUUCACUUCUGGAAAUGCUUUGGAUAACUUUCGAGAAGUUUAUCUUGUUAAUCAAUUGAUGAGUUCGGAUUUGAAUCGGAUAAUUAAGGCUCAAAAACUAAAUGAUGACCAUAUAAAAUUAUUAGUGUAUCAAAUUUUACGUGGUCUAAAAUAUAUCCAUUCCGCUGGAGUUAUUCAUCGGGAUUUGAAACCAAGUAAUAUAGUGGUGAAUGAAAAUUGUGAUCUCAAAAUCGUAGAUUUUGGACUGGCUCGACAAUCUGAAACUGAAAUGACUGGAUACGUGGCUACACGUUGGUAUCGAGCUCCUGAAGUAAUGCUUAAUUGGAUGCAUUAUAAUUCCACAAUGGAUAUUUGGUCGGUUGGAUGCAUUAUGGCCGAAAUGAUUUCCGGCAGACCAUUAUUCCCCGGCAGCGAUCACAUUGACCAAUUGUUGAAAAUCAUGAAAUUAUGUGGUACACCAGAUGAAGAAUUUAUGAGAAAAAUAACUAGCCAGGAGGCUCGAAAUUAUAUAAAUACAUUGCCUCCAAUGAAGAAAAAAAUUUUCAAAGAUGAAUUUCCAGCUGCUGAUUCUCUAGCAAUCAAUUUAUUGGAAAAAAUGCUUGAACUAGAUUUCGACAAAAGGCUUACAGCUGAACAAGCUUUGGGUCAUUCAUAUUUGGCUGAUUAUUCUGAUCCAAGUGACGAACCUGCUUCAGAUCCAUUUGAUGAUUCGUUUGAAGAGCAAAAUUUAUCCGUAAUGGAAUGGAAAAAAUUGAUAUACAAUGAAAUAUUGGCUUUUGAACCAAAAUCAAUUAAUCAAUAACUGGUGGCCACAAAUUCACCAUGAGUGAUCUUCGAGUGCAUUCAUUUUGUUCAUAAGGUCGAGAACGAUUCUUUUUCGUAAUGAACCUUUCAUUAUUUAUUUGUUUGUGUUUCAAUUAUUAUGACUGAUAU